GAAAGUCAGGAAUGGCAGAAAUCUGCGUCAUUCCAGGGAGUUGCCCUUCACUCCUCUCUCUCUCUCUCUCUCUCUCUCCUCUGCUCUGCUCUGUUUCUAUAGUCCCACCCACUCUGUCCCUCCCUUCCUACCUCUCUCUCUUUCGCUGUCUCACACACAUCCUCUUUUGCAUAAUAGUAGCAGGAACUCCUCUGAACUGGUCUAAACCGUUCCUGAGCUGCGUUCAUCCACACUUCAUCCACACCGACUGCAGGAUGCCACUCGGAGGGGGAAACAGGUGCGGCUGCUGCCAGAAGACUGUGUACUUUGCAGAGGAAGUCCAGUGCGAAGGGAAGUUUUUCCACAAGUCCUGCUUUCUCUGCAUGGUGUGCAAGAAGAACUUGGACAGCACCACAGUGGCCGUACACGUGGACGAGAUCUACUGCAAGUCCUGCUAUGGCAAGAAAUAUGGGCCAAAAGGCUACGGUUUUGGAGGUGGGGCAGGGACCUUGAGCAUGGACACGGGUGAAGCCCUGGGAAUUAAACCUGAGGAGCAAGGACCACACCGUCCCACCAACAACCCCAACGCUUCAAAGUUCGCUCAGAAGUUUGGAGGAUCGGACGUAUGUCCUCGCUGUGGGAAAUCAGUUUACGCAGCAGAAAAGGUGGUGGGAGCCGGAAAUUCGUGGCAUAAGAGCUGCUUCAGGUGCGCCAAGUGUGGCAAGAGCUUGGAGUCCACCACUGUAGCUGAUAAAGAUGGGGAAGUCUACUGCAAAGGAUGCUAUGCUAAGAAUUUUGGACCUAAAGGUUUCGGGUUUGGUCAGGGAGCAGGAGCUCUAGCUCACGCUCAGUAAAGCAGCAGAGACCUGAAGAUCCUCCAGCUUCUACAGCAGAGUCUUAAACACGUGCAGUUUACACACUUUAGAAAUGCUUCUAAAUGUAAAUGAAACUAUAUUUUAUAGUCAUUGUUUGAGAUGGAACAAAUCCCAGAAGUGACUUGGCAACAUGCUAACGGCUACUGGCUAAUUAUAUCUACUGGGGUUGGUUUAAUAUUUCUAUUUUUUAAAUAAUAAAAUAAUUUUUGCAACAGAAAGAGCUAAUUUAUUACAGUAACAAAAAAUAAAACACUGUUUUAUUCUUGUUUUACAUUGUUCCAGCAACAGAAAGUUCUAUUCUUAUUCUAAUUGAGUUUUUUACUAACUAUAUUUCUAAAUGAACACUACAUACAGUAUUACUACAGUAUUACAACAAUAUUAGAUAUAACAUGUGGUCAUGGGGGUUCAUAAAAAAAUCUGAAUAAAGAAAUUAUAAUACACUA
Molecule: messenger RNA, 1297 nt
Organism: Astyanax mexicanus (Mexican tetra)
Lineage: Eukaryota; Metazoa; Chordata; Actinopteri; Characiformes; Acestrorhamphidae
Gene: csrp1b
Product: cysteine and glycine-rich protein 1b
Exons: 6
Coding region: 12-833 (273 amino acids)
Biological process (GO): sarcomere organization; muscle tissue development
Cellular component (GO): nucleus; Z disc; cytoplasm
Molecular function (GO): structural constituent of muscle; actinin binding
Source: RefSeq, a predicted model, not a curated record